UAUCCCUAAUACAAUUCCAAUAUCUGUGUUAUUUGUAGACUAUUUGUAAAUAUAAUAUACAUUAUAAACUACUUUAGCCCAUACAUUUUCAACGGCGAGAAUAAGCAUAGCCUAGUUUUCUAUUUUAUCCAAUAUUGUUAGGCCUAUUUUUGUCCCUUUUAGCCUAAAUCCAAUGCUGCCAAAGACUAAUUUGAGUAAUUUCUGACUGGUUCCUUGUCAUUUUUUUCGGACAAUGAUCUUGUCAAGUUCAGUUAAAUCAGAGCGCGAGUCACUUUGUUUUGGUCCUUCUGUCAUUGACUGACCGCCAACACUGGGCCGCGCGGCUGCUGUGAUUCCAUAUUGGCCUAAUUGAAAUGUUACAGAUCAUAACCGUUAAAAACAAUUUUGCACGCUUCGUUUAUUAACGUUGAAACGCACUUCAACGGCUUGAGUCUUGGCUCACGUGGUCAGCUGUUGUACGCCGGAGGGGUCGUCGGGUUAAAACAAUAAGCGCCGUCUUAACUCAAACUGUAAGCAGGGCGUCAAGUGGGCGCGGAUGGUGCUCGCCCUGCACGUCAACUGAAGAGACACCGAAGACGUACUGCAUCAGUAUCCGAUUUAUUUUUCAGACUUUGUUCUUUUAUAGCCUAUUGCCUAAAAUAAUUUUUAAAAAUCAUGUAUUGAUUUGCCUAUACUUUUUAUCAAUUGAAAAUGAAGAGCCUAUUGCCAAUUGUGUUGUUCUAUUUCAAAUGUAUCAGUAGGCCUAUUCUACCGUCAAGUCAUUCCACAAUUGCUCUGAAAAAAAGGGUUGCCACGUUUAGCAGAUAAUAAUUAAUGCAAUAGAUAUGUAGUAUUAAUUAAUACUAAAACAUAAUAUUGUUCUUUGCUUUCUUAUUAAUUACACUGGUUUAAAUAAAUAACCAUUUAUGACCAAAUACAUCGAAAAAUUCAAUUGUAUAAGCUCGUAUCAUGCAGCCCAAUUCGCCUAUCUAAUAAUUAAGGCAAAUUAAUGAUUAAUUAUCUUUUCUUUUCAGUUGGCUAUAAACAGCCAUGCGUUAACGUUGCGUAAACUACAAUGUUUAUUCCUUGCAACAUAUGCGGAGUUUCUCUAAUUUGUGAAGCUAAGGUUUCUUUGUAAUGACAUCAGAUUUGAUUGCACGAACUCAUGGUUGCCUCCUCCCCUCAAACCUCACGCAAGAAUCCUAUUGGUCCAAGAUUUGAGACUUGGAAAAUCAACUGCAACUUGCCCCCGUAUCGUAGAGCUCGCUAUAAAAAGCUGUCAUCAUACCCGUGCGUGCCAAAUGGGCUGUCGUUAUUUGGAGUAACAAGUGGACUCAGCAUUGACACUUUCUCUUCUUUGCUCAACAACUUUGGACUUAAUUGCUGUGAUGAAUCUGAGGAUCAUGGACUCUGACAGCCGCGUGUCAAGCAGACCCUCUUCACCCGAAGUGGACGAUAUUUUCCUUUCGGCGAUGAAGAAGUCGGGCUUCUCUGGCACCGUGUCGUCAACGCAGAGCGACUCGCCGCCGGAGAUACCGGCAGACCUGCGCAGCCUCUCCAGCAACGACGAUGACGAUCUCUCCCUGAAGAUGCUGUCAAAGAAGGACCGUAAACUUCUCUCGGAGGACGAGCUGCAGGGGAUGCGCCUGAAGAUCAACAGCCGCGAGAGGAAGAGGAUGCACGACUUGAACAUCGCGAUGGACGGGCUCCGGGAGGUCAUGCCGUACGCACACGGACCCUCGGUGCGUAAACUCUCCAAAAUCGCCACCCUCCUUCUGGCAAGAAAUUAUAUCCUGAUGCUGAGCAACUCCCUCGAGGAGAUGAAACGACUCGUGAGCGAGAUCUACGGCAGCGGUCACCACAGCGGUUUCCAUCCAUCUGCCUGCGGGACCAUGGCGCACACGGGGCCGUUGCCCGGCCACCCGGUGGUUUCUCACGCCUCCCACCCGGUGCACCACCCUCUCCUCCCUCCGGCAGUCUCCUCCGCCUCACUCUCUGCGCCCGGUAUGUCCGUGACCUCGGUCAGACCUCACCACGGACUUUUGAAGGCGCCCCCCGGUGCAGGCCCCCUGGGCAGCAGCUUCCAGCACUGGGGUAUCGGUACCGGGAUGCCCUGUCCGUGCAGCAUGUGCCAAGUGCCUCCGCCACACGUGCCCGGUAUGAGCACCGUCAGCAUGUCACGGCUGACGAGUGACUCUAAGUGACUUGAACUUUUACCUGAAAACAAGGGAGCGAAAAGGGAAACGAACAUUUGGUCUCCUGUGGGGUUGUUGUAGAGGUUGUGUGUAUUUCUAUCCAUGUCAACACUUUUUUAUUUUUUAUUUAUCAGACUGUUGCCUGAAUUACGUUGUGUUGGAGCCAACUUAAAUGCAUCAGCUCUAUGCGCCACUAACAUAGCUGUGUUUAUAAUAGUGUCACUCUAACAGAUGUUUCCAUCACACAUCUCCGUCUUAAACUAAGCACCGCACAUUUACUUCAUUGGGAUGUACAUCUCCCAUACGCAUAUGUUAUUAUUCUUGAUGAAUAAGUCUAACAUUUAGAAAUACAUCGAGCUCACUCAGUCAGUCAGUAUACUCAGAGAGACACGGCUCUCUCACAAGAACCAUGUUUAUUCAAACACCAAGCAUCAAUAUUAAUAAUGUAGACUGUAAAUAUGUAGAUUGAGAACCCUCUUUAUAUAGUACGAGAUAUUUUAUAUUAGACCCUUGUUAAUGUUUGGGUUGACCCUUUCAUUUGCUUGUCUGUCACCAGCCGACCCCCCCUGCACCUGCUUCUUGUAUCAUGUCUUUCUCAGUGUUUUAGUUUAACAUGCUACUGCCAAGCCGACACGGCUACUAUCUUGUGUAGUCUGUUCUUCUUAACAUUUUUUGUUGCCAAGCAUGCCAUCCACUGCCCGACGCAAAGAAUGAUCACCUCUUUAUUUUUUUAUAAAAAGUGCUAAAUGAUAUUUAUUUACUUAUUUUCGAUGGGAUUUCAAAUGAAUCGCUGAUGAUUAUGUUGGAGUUUUAAAUGUGAAAUAAAACAUGUUUAAUUGAA
Molecule: messenger RNA, 3015 nt
Organism: Osmerus eperlanus (European smelt)
Lineage: Eukaryota; Metazoa; Chordata; Actinopteri; Osmeriformes; Osmeridae
Gene: olig2
Product: oligodendrocyte lineage transcription factor 2
Exons: 2
Coding region: 1368-2183 (271 amino acids)
Biological process (GO): myelination; oligodendrocyte differentiation; sensory organ development
Cellular component (GO): nucleus
Molecular function (GO): E-box binding; protein dimerization activity; DNA-binding transcription factor activity, RNA polymerase II-specific
Source: RefSeq, a predicted model, not a curated record